This is a messenger RNA of Laccaria bicolor S238N-H82, 2385 nucleotides long. RefSeq names its product RNA ligase. Lineage: Eukaryota; Fungi; Basidiomycota; Agaricomycetes; Agaricales; Hydnangiaceae. Gene Ontology annotation, biological process: tRNA splicing, via endonucleolytic cleavage and ligation. The transcript is spliced from 3 exons. Gene Ontology annotation, molecular function: RNA ligase (ATP) activity; phosphoric diester hydrolase activity; GTP-dependent polyribonucleotide 5'-hydroxyl-kinase activity. The record is from RefSeq and is a predicted model, not a curated record. Gene Ontology annotation, cellular component: nuclear inner membrane. Bases 1 to 2385 code for a protein of 794 amino acids.
AUGCCACCCACCUUUUCCCAACCCGACUCAGCCCUCAUCUCCUCACUCAUAUCCCUCUCCAAAAAAUCCCCAAAACUCGUCAAAUCAUCCGUCUACCCCGCACCCGCAUCCCCAGACAUCUCCCUCCGAUCAUGGAAGAUGAACGAAUUCAAGUAUUACGAUAUCCCCAGCCCCUUUCCCACACUCGCCCGCGGGCUCUUCACACUCACCGAAAAAGAAGACGGGGAGGAGAGGCAUAGGAUCGUGGUUAGAGGUUACGAUAAAUUCUUCAAUAUUGGUGAAGUGCCAUGGACGACUUGGGCGUCACUCGAAUCGCACACCAUCGCGCCUUAUACCCUCUCACUCAAAUCGAACGGAUGCAUUAUAUUCAUCGCGGCACUUACACCCACAAAGAUCGUCGUCACGUCUAAACACUCCCUGGGGCCUGUGGGGAACAGCACAUUAAGCCACGCACAGGCUGGCGAGGGCUGGUUGAGGAAGUAUUUCGAAAAAGUAGGCAAGACCGAGGAAGACUUGGCAAAGCAGCUUUGGGAUAAUAAUUGGACUGCCAUUGCCGAGCUAUGCGAUGACUCUUUCGAAGAACACGUCCUUGCCUACCCACCCGAAAAGACAGGCCUCCACCUGCACGGCCUCAAUACCUGCACGAAGGACUUUCAUACCCUCCCACACACCGUCGUAGACGCGUUCGCUGAAGAAUGGGGGUUCAUCAAGACCCUCACCACGACGCUGAACACCAUCCAAGAGGUCCGGGAAUUCACAGACUCUGUGGCAAAAGCAGGCGAAUGGAACGGGGAGAGCGUCGAAGGCUUCGUGGUCCGCACGCACGUCACAGAGCCGCCUACGGGAAAGUCUCGGACGGACAAGUCGCCCUACGCACCGGGCUCCUCGUUCUUCUUCAAGGUAAAGUUUGACGAGCCCUACAUGAUGUACCGUGACUGGCGGGAAGUCACAAAGUCGCUGCUGUCCAGCAACAGCAAAGGCGAGAUGAAAGCGAGCAGCCUGCCGAAAUCAAAGAUGAAGCGCCCGGAGACAAAGGUGUAUGUCAAGUGGGUGAUCGAGGAGAUCAAGAAGCACCCUGAGGAGUUUGCGGAGUAUUCAAAGGGUAAAGGGAUCAUUGCGACGCGGGAAAAGUUUUUGGCGUGGUUAGCUGGGGAGGGGAAGGCAGAGUUGAAGGCGGUGGAGGAGCAGACGGACAAAGAGGUAAAGGAGGAGCAGGAUGGAAAGGCGAAAGUGUUUGGGAAGACGAUCAUUGUGCCCAUUGCGAUACCUGGGUGUGGCAAGACGGCGGUGUCGGUCGCAUUGGCGCAUAUAUUUGGGUUUGGGCAUACGCAAAGCGACGAUGUGCAUGUCAAGAAAGCACCACCCAUCUUUGUGAAGAACGUCAUGUCACUACUCCAGACACACGACGUAGUUAUCGCAGACAAGAACAACCACCUCCGCCAACACCGCCAAGCCCUCCGCGACGCCACAUCCAAGCUCCCCACUCCCGUCCGCCUCCUCGCGCUCAACUGGUCCCUUGACAAACCCAACGCCACAAUCCACCGCAUCUGCGCAGACCGCAUCCAAUCCCGCGGAGCGAACCACCAAACCCUCCGCGCAGACCUGUCCACCUACAAAGCGCAUGAAGAGGUUGUGUGGAUGUUCAUCAAUACAACCGAAGAACUCGCUCCGAGCGAGGUGGACGAGUGCAUCGAGAUGGAGCUGGAGGAUUCGCUCGAAGAGGCCGUGGAGAGGGCUGUAGCUGGUGUCGCGAGAAUCUUGGGGAUCUCUCAUCCUGGUGAGGAAAAAGUGAAGGAGGGGAUAGAGGUGGUGAAGGGGUACGAGCCCUCGUACAAGAAACCCGACGAACCCAAGAAGAAAGCGGCGCCGGAGGCGAGGUAUUAUGGGCUCUUGCCCGAGGUGGACCUUGUGGAGUUGUUGGAUGCGCAGCUUAAGGGGACGGAGGGGGAGAAAUUUUGGGAUCAGCUGAAGAAGUCUGGGAGGGUGACGAAGAGGCCGCAUGUCACUAUCGUGCAUAAGUUUGAACUGUCUUCGUCAAGGGAGCUGUGGGAUCGGUGUGCGGGGUUACACGCGUCCGCCUCUCCGCCUUUGUUCAAGGGAAAGCUGGGGAGCGUGGUUUGGGAUGGGAGGGUGAUGGCUGUGUCUGUGGAUGAUGUAGGGGUUGAGGAGGGUGAGAGCGGAGAGGGGCAGGAGGGUGCGGUGUUCGUGUCGGGGUUGGGUGGUGAUGUGAGGGGAAGAUUGCAUAUUACUGUGGGCACUAGAGAUGGAGAGGUGCCGCCUGUGGAGGCCAAGGGGCUGGUGCAGGAGUGGAGAGGGGGUGAGGCGGUGAAGAGCGUAAAGUUGGGGGAUGUGGUGUUUAGGGGCAGGGUGAAGGGAUUGAAUUGA